Thyridium curvatum is the source of this 1380-nucleotide messenger RNA. RefSeq lists its product as uncharacterized. Lineage: Eukaryota; Fungi; Ascomycota; Sordariomycetes; Thyridiales; Thyridiaceae. The record is from RefSeq and is a predicted model, not a curated record. Gene Ontology annotation, biological process: carbohydrate metabolic process. Gene Ontology annotation, molecular function: hydrolase activity, hydrolyzing O-glycosyl compounds. The transcript is spliced from 5 exons. The coding region runs from base 1 to 1380 and encodes 459 amino acids.
AUGUACACCAACGUCGCCACCGCCCUCUCGGCCCUGCUGGCCUCGACCGCCUCCCUGGCCGCGGCCCAGGGCGUCGGCACCCAGCAGACCGAGACGCACCCCAAGAUCACCUGGCAGAAGUGCACCGGCAAGGGCAGCUGCCAGAACCAGAACGGCGAGAUCGUCAUCGACGCCAACUGGCGCUGGGUGCACGACAAGAACGGCUACACCAACUGCUACACCGACAACAAGUGGAACUCGACCAUCUGCUCCGACAACGCAAAGUGCGCCUCGAGCUGCGUCGUCGACGGCGCCGACUACCAGGCCACCUACGGCGCGUCGACCUCGGGCAACGCCCUGACGCUCAAGUUCGUCACCAAGGGCUCGUACGCGACCAACAUCGGGUCGCGCAUGUACCUCAUGGCCAGCGCGAGCAAGUAUGCCAUGUUCACGCUGCUGGGCAACGAGUUUGCCUUUGAUGUCGACCUGUCCAAGCUGCCGUGCGGCCUCAACGGCGCCGUGUACUUCGUCAGCAUGGACGAGGACGGCGGCAUGUCCAAGUACUCCACCAACAAGGCUGGCGCCAAGUACGGCACGGGCUACUGCGACUCGCAGUGCCCUCGCGACCUCAAGUUCAUCAACGGCAAGGCCAACGUCGAAGGCUGGAAGCCCUCGUCCAACGACCCCAACGCCGGCGUCGGCGGCAUGGGCUCCUGCUGCGCCGAGAUGGACAUCUGGGAGGCCAACUCGAUGUCCAUGGCCUACACGCCGCACCCGUGCCAGAACGCCGCGCAGCACAUGUGCUCGGGCGACGACUGCGGCGGCACCUACUCGGCCACGCGCUUCGCCGGCGACUGCGACCCGGACGGCUGCGACUUCAACCCGUACCGCAUGGGCGCGCACGACUUCUACGGCAAGGGCAAGACGGUCGACACGUCCAAGAAGUUCUCCAUCAUCACGCAGUUCCUCGCCUCGGGCGGCAGCCUGACCGAGAUCAAGCAGUUCUACGUCCAGGGCGGCAAGAAGAUCGAGCUGCCCUCGGCCAACUGGCCCGGCCUGACGGGCAACUCGCUGACCCCGGACUUUUGCAAGAAGCAGAAGGAGGUGUUUGGCGACAAGGACCGCUUCAGCGACAUGGGCGGCUUCGACAACAUGGGCAAGGCGCUGGCCAAGGGCAUGGUGCUUGUGCUCUCCCUCUGGGACGACCACUACGCCAACAUGCUCUGGCUCGACUCGACCUAUCCCACCGACGCCUCGCCCGAUGAGCCCGGCAAGGGCCGCGGUACGUGCGACACUAGCAGUGGUGCCCCCAAGGAUGUGGAGGGUAAUCAUGGCGAUUCUACCGUCAUCUACUCCAACAUCAAGACUGGUCCCAUCGACUCAACCUACAGUGCAUCAUAA